Molecule: messenger RNA, 2634 nt
Organism: Ustilago hordei
Lineage: Eukaryota; Fungi; Basidiomycota; Ustilaginomycetes; Ustilaginales; Ustilaginaceae
Exons: 1
Coding region: 1-2634 (877 amino acids)
Biological process (GO): protein phosphorylation; intracellular signal transduction
Molecular function (GO): protein serine/threonine kinase activity; ATP binding
Source: RefSeq, a predicted model, not a curated record
AUGCUGUCUUCAAAGCCCAUGGACCCUAUCGUCCACCACUCUACUCAGCCGGACCAAGGUCGACAGGGUGCUGAUGUCGUACACCUCGCAACACAGACCAACAAUAUGACUCUUAGAGAAGACUCGACCGCUCCUGGCUACACGGCUGUCCACAGCAACCGCGCCGACCAGUCUGCAUCUGCUACAUUCUCUGCCGUGCCAACACCCGUUCAAAGAACGAAUGCGUUCGCCCUCUCAUCUCCUUUGCAGAUGGCUUCUCCUGGCACCACAGCAAGUAUCGGCUCUGCUAAUGUCAACGGCAUCGUCUCUGGCCCAGUCGAUCCUAUCACCGGUCCCAGUGCUUCAGCUGCCAAGAUUCGAUCCUACAACCUCAGGCAGAUGGGACUCAGCGAGCGUGCAGACCACUCUGGCGUCGCAACACCCAUCGGUACUGGCGGCUCCUCGGCUCACUCGCAGCCAUCUCAUGAAUCUACUUCUGAGUCCAUCUCACCCGUCAUCAGUGCGUCUCAGGCGCAGCAGCGAUCUGGUCUCAACAAGGUGCUCAGUGGUGCUAUGACCGGUACCUCCUUCCAGCCCGUGCAAGGAGCCGGUGCCAGUGGUCUCGCUUCUGCGCGUGGUGUCGAUGGAUCCAGUGACUCUACCAGCACUCCUCCGCAGUUCAUCUUCCCCAAGCUCGGCUCUCGUCGUAACGCCGAGCGAGUCGGCAGCAGUGGUGGACGAAAGCACAGCGACGGUGGCAGCGGUACAGCUUCUCCCUCCGACAACGACGUUCACGGCAAGAAGAAAAAAGACAAGGAACACUCUACGCAUCAUCACAACCCGCUCACCGAUCUGCGCAAGUUCCUGCAGAACCACAUCGGACACCACAACAGCGAUUCUCGCAGCGACAGCAGCCGUUCUGGUGUUGCCACGCCCAAACGACACGACAAGGACUCCCCCCCGCUCGGUGAAGACCACGCUCACUUGGCCAAGAAGUAUGGAAAGUGGGGCAAAGUGCUUGGUUCGGGAGCUGGUGGUACGGUGCGUCUCAUCAAGCGAUCCAAAGAUCACACCGUGUUUGCCGUCAAAGAGUUCCGCCAGCGACGACCGGGAGAGAACGAGAAGGAGUACAUCAAGAAGGUCACUGCCGAGUUCUGCAUCGGUAGCACGCUGCACCAUAUCAACAUUAUCGAGACCAUCGACAUUAUCUCUGACCACGGCCACUACUACGAGGUGAUGGAGUAUGCUCCUUACGACCUUUUCAGUGUGGUGAUGAGCGGCAAGAUGUGCAGACAGGAGAUCUACUGUGUGUUCCGACAGAUCUGCGAUGGUGUCGAUUACCUCCAUUCCAUGGGCCUUGCUCACCGAGAUCUGAAGCUCGACAACUGCGUCAUGACUACAGGUCACGUUGUCAAGCUCAUCGACUUCGGUACUGCCACUGUCUUCCAUUCUCCAGGCAAGAGCAAGGUGGUUGCAACGGGAGUGGUGGGCUCGGAUCCAUACUUGGCACCCGAAGUGUUGUCGCAGCAGACCUACGAUCCAAGGUUGACGGAUGUUUGGAGUUGUGCCAUCAUCUUCCUGUGUAUGAUUCUUCGAAGAUUCCCGUGGAAAUUGCCGGACAUGAAGACCGAUCCAAGCUUCAGGCUGUUCGUCACUUCGCAUCCGGAGUUGUGCAAACCUCCAUCUUCGGAGCCUGCCAAGAGUCAUAGCGAGGGACCAAGCAGGCAGAGUAGUACACCCGCGUCAAGUAUCAUGGCUAGUCGUGUCACCUCGAGCGACCAUGUUUCGCAGCUUCGAAAGACACUUGGUAUGUCGACGAUCGAUAAUGAUGACAGUGCUACGCCCCAGAUCCGAUCCGCACAAGAGGCUGGGUACAUGACACCACACUUGAUUCACUCCAACCCGCAAUCGCCUUCGCUCAGCGACACUUUCGAUGGCAGCAAGAUUUUGGGUAGUGAGGAUGGGAAUGAGGGAGCAGCGAUGGCCAGUCCUCAUGCGAUGUCGCCUACUGUUUCUUCGCCCAGUUCGACGCUUGCGGAUGAUCCGACGCCCCAUCCAGAGGGUGGUAGCGAAGGUGCUUUCGACGACAUUCGUCCGCAUGCUCAUCGCAGUGAUAGCGUCUCUUCUGCUUCUUCUCAGACCACCUUCACUUCGGGUGCGGCGGAUAGCAUCUUCCGUCUUCUCCCACGUGAGACCCGUUCGGCUCUAUCGCGCAUGAUGGCUGUCGAACCAUCUCUCCGAUGCACACUUGGCGAUCUUCUCCGUGGCCGAAGAUUCAGCGACACGGAUAGCCCCCUCACCCGCACCCCUGUCAUGUCGAGAUCCAACUCCACGGAUAUUCUCCGUUCCGCCAUCGACGGUGCUCACGCCAAAGCCCACCCUCAUCACCACACCACCGAUGGCUCUAUUUCACCACGUGGAAGUGCGUUCGACGGUGGAAUUAGUAAAGACGCCCAUGCGGCAGGAUUGGGUUCGAUCGGAUUGGCCGAAUUUGAGGAUGACGACGAUAAGGGCGAUGAGUGGUUGAAGAACAUUAGGACUUGCGCGCAUAUCAUGAAGGAUGGAAGGCCGGGUGAACAGCCUGAUCAUCCUCAUGUCAAGGUGAUGAGCGAGGAGAGUAAGAGGAAGCAUAGUCUUUUCCAUCGCAAGGAUUAA